This is a messenger RNA of Vitrella brassicaformis, 776 nucleotides long. The record is from the annotation of a GenBank genome assembly. NCBI's taxonomy places the organism in Eukaryota, Vitrellaceae.
CGAAAAAGGACGCUGACGACGACCACAAUACGACGCCGACGACGGCAGCACUUGUCAAUCAAUUGGAGAGGCGCUUCCUGAAACUUUCUGACUGCUUUCUGAGGUCAUCGGCAAGGUCAUCGGCAAGGUCAUCGGCAGUGUGUUGGGCUCGUGCAGUGGCUCGGAGACCCAUCAAAGCAAUGCGAGCGGCUCUUAUUGAAGCAGCUGCACAGGCACCGAAGGUGACGUGUGUCCCCCGCGGGUGUCCUCUCGUCCCGUCAGUUGCCUGGUCCGCACCGCUCAGGCUAUCACAAGGCCGCAUGCCACCACCAUUGCCCUUCCUUCGUCGCUUCAACACGUUAUCUGCAUCGUCGGCCCCCAAGCUGCGCAUAACGUUCGCCAGCUACGACGGCUCAGAGUCGACCCCCUGCCCCUUCACGGCCGGCCAGACGAUGCUGGACGUGGCUCUGGAGAAGGAUGUGGACAUCGAGGGUGCGUGCGGCGGUCAGUGUGCGUGUUCCACGUGCCAUGUCAUCAUGAAGGAGGAGGACUACGGCAAGUUCCCCGAGCCGACGGAAGAUGAGCUGGACAUGCUUGACCUGGCCAUGCAUCGGCAGGACACCUCUCGAUUGGGAUGUCAGCUUAAGCUGACGGAGGAGCAUGACGGCAUCGAGGUGAAGCUGCCGGCAGAGACGAUAAGCCAGCUCGACGGCCCCCAUGUGCCGACGGGGAAGGAGUGAAUGAGCAUGCGGGGCUGAGCCAAAUGUGUUGCUCUGAGUUGGGAGAGAGGUUUUUUG